AUGGAACCAACCCAGGGCUGUACUGAACGCCACGAAUGGUGGCGUGAGGUCAUUACAGAGAUGAACAUAUCCGCCGCCGCUCCCAUCAUACGCCAGAGCCGAAACGGAUCCGGAGCCGGUCUUCCUAUCGAUACCCGUCACUUCCACGAAGCAGAUCUCAACUACUACCUCAGUAUCAGAGUAGUGACCCGACAAGAUCGCCCGGCUGCUACUUUUGCAAGUACCCAGGCUCUGGCUAACGGACACAGUCACAACAAUUUCGGGGAUUGCUUCAUCUCGGGUUUCCUGGAAGGAGGGCAGCUCGAUGCUCUCAUUUCCGUACGGUUGAAGGAUAAGAAGAGGAUCUCGGAAGUCUCAGAUUGUCUCUCCGCCUCCUUCGAGAUCAGUAGCGGCAAGUUCAAGCCGCUCACAGGUACCAUCGACACGGCGAUGCGCACAGCGAUGGAGCUCUCCCAGAUCACCGUGGAGGCUUCAAAUGUCGGCGGAGGCACCAUCACGCUCGAUGAUCAGCAGUCCAGUCUACAAUCGCUCCGAGAUGAGGCAAGCAAUUUUCCCACGCUGGCCGCUGAUCAGCCAGAGAGAAUCUUCGCCACUCUCACAAAAUACGACAGUCUCAGUGGUUCGCAAGCCCUGAGACCUGCGCUCAACUACGACCACACUGCUUUCUAUGCGAACGUGUUGCUGGAUGCUUUCAUAGAAUUCAAGAACAUCGAGCGGAGGCUUUCGACACAGACCACACAGAUCAAGUCUGGGGUCAUGCAGUUCCUCAAGGACGAACCACUCUCCGCGGAUCGCAAGCGGAGGUUUGAUGCCUCGUGGAAAGGAAUCGCCAAAGCCAAAAGGGAGUGCACGAACCAGCUGCUCAAGAUCCUGAAAGAAGUGGAUGAGAUCCGCAAGAACCCAGCCAUUGCUACAGACGACACGCGCGAUGACCAAGUGGAGGACCCCCUGGUGUUCAGCGAGUAUCUGCCGAGGGUCGUGCCUACAGCUGAGGCAGCACCGGAAGACUACCCACAUGACACACGAGCAAAGCUUUACUCUGGCAUCGAAGAAGACUUGUCCCAGAACGAGCGCGCAAAGGUGAAAGAGCUUAGCGUGGAGCAUCCCGACAUCGCAAAGCAGUUUCGCAUGGCUGUUCCGUGUGGCGCUGUAGACAGCGCCGGACAUCCGUUUUGCAGUCUGGACUACCUCAAGCCCGACUGGGCACUCACCGAAACAACUGUGCACAUGAGGGGAGGCGUGGUUUCUGCCCUCAGUCUCAGAUACGCAAACGGUGUCGUAACCGUGUUUGGGACCCUCUCCCUGAGUGACAAAAUCUUCAAGCUGAAGCUGAACCUGGGUACCAAUGAACACAUUGUGGGAUGCUCCAUCGAAACCGGUCGGCCUGGCCCCGAGGUAGCAAUUUGCAUCACUGCUGUACGCCUCUCAACCAAUCGAGGUUCUACCCUUGUUGCGCAGCCAGCUGGCUGGAAGGAACCAACCAACGGGAAGUCUCGUCGCGACGGCGUUGAAUUUGAAAGUCUGAAGAUGGCCCAUUAUGACCCCUUGAUGGAAAGCGGAUAUAUCCAGGGCUUCUGGGGACUGGCUUCACUGGAUCCAACGUCGGGACGGGGCAUUUACCGACUUGCACCCAUCUGGAGCAAUGCGGCGGCACCGACCACUGUGAACAUCACCAACAUGGGCGACACCGUCGGAACAGAGGCUGAGUCUGAGGCACCACCAGGCGGAGUCUGGGACAUGUACAAGAUUCACGACGCGAGCACUCCAGUGCCACGCACGUCAGCGAUAUUGUCGUACAAUAACACGUGCCCUGACAGGCCGCUUCCGGUAAUUCUGACUGGCUUUCAGAAGAUGGAUACCUGGAACUGCGCAAAUAUGCACUUCUCCACAUCCGUGGACUGCAUGACAAACGACAAGUUUAGUAUCGGUGUGGACCAAUGGUCAGAUUCUGUCCUCUAUGAUGCUGAAGUCACAUGGAUCGGCGUUCGUCCGGAUUGCCCCGGAAUCCAAGGUGGUCAGAUUGAGGCCCACGGUUCGAUUUCCAGGGAAAUCAAGUUUUCGAAGUCUUUCCCGAAGUCUCCAAAAAUACUGAUAUGGAUAUCUGGGCUUGAUCUCCCGAUCAGCAAUGGCAAGCGCGUUGACGUGUCAGCCACGGAGAUCAAGCAGGACGUUUUCAGGAUCAAUGUUGGCUCCACGAGUUCGGCGCUUACUCAAGCGUCCAUUUCAUGGAUUGCAAUGAGCCCAGACUCAGCCUGCGCGAUGGGCAGUUAUGCCUACUCUCGCGACUCGAAGGAGCAGGACCAUGGCAAAGAGGGUUGGUGCAGCUUUCCAAAAGGCAAGUUCUCAAAACCUCCCAAACUUCUCGUCGGAUUCAGUUCCUUCGACAUCAGUGGAUCGUCAAGGAACUACUACUUUGGUACUUCCAUCUGGGAUGUGACAAAGGAGGCGUUCUCAUGGAAAAUAUACGCAUUGGAUGGAAGUGCCAUUUCUGCCGCAACUGUCCAAUGGAUUGCGAUUCCUACAUGA
Diplodia corticola is the source of this 2526-nucleotide messenger RNA. RefSeq lists its product as uncharacterized. Bases 1 to 2526 code for a protein of 841 amino acids. Gene Ontology annotation, molecular function: carbohydrate binding. The transcript has 5 exons. NCBI's taxonomy places the organism in Eukaryota, Fungi, Ascomycota, Dothideomycetes, Botryosphaeriales, Botryosphaeriaceae. Gene Ontology annotation, biological process: cell adhesion. The record is from RefSeq and is a predicted model, not a curated record.